Molecule: messenger RNA, 2872 nt
Organism: Hibiscus syriacus
Lineage: Eukaryota; Viridiplantae; Streptophyta; Magnoliopsida; Malvales; Malvaceae
Product: auxin response factor 18-like
Exons: 4
Coding region: 615-2687 (690 amino acids)
Biological process (GO): response to hormone; regulation of DNA-templated transcription
Cellular component (GO): nucleus
Molecular function (GO): protein binding; DNA binding
Source: RefSeq, a predicted model, not a curated record
UUUGUAUGGUGUGGGAUCUCUUUGUUGGUUCUGUUCUUGUUCUCUACUCAAGAGAGAGAGAGAGAGAGAGAGAGACUUCAGUUUUAACUUUUUAAGAUCUUCUAAAGGUAAGCUAUGGUGGUCGUUUCCCUAUCUGAUUAUUCAUCAUGAUUUGUGUUCUUAGUUUUCUCUCUAAAAUAAACGAAACCCAGUUCCAAAAACCUGCAAAAAUUUUCAAAGCUUUCAUCUUUUACAGUAGCGUCUUUAUUUCUUCAGAGUGAAUCAGUGGGGUUGUCUUUGUUUCUUUUUCUCCCUUAAAUUUGAAAACUAUUUUCUGUCUCUUGUCAGUCUUUUUCAACUGUUUAAUCGUCACGCGAGAAAGGGAGAGAAAAACCAAGACAAGACAGUGAUAGAAGGAAAACGAAAGCCUUGCAUUAAAGGGGAUGUUCUUUUGGAAAGACAAAAAAGUGUGUGGUUUUUUGUUUGGUUUUUAACAGAAGGCAGAAGAAAAGAAAAGGUAAGAAAUUUAAUGAAGUGGGUUUCACUUUGUUUUCUGUUCUUGUUUCAUUUUUCAAACUUAAAUUCAUAGCCAAUUCUUGGGGGGGGGGGGUUUCCGCAGCUUAAACCAAAUAGAAAUGAAGGAAUCAGAGAAGAGCUUAGAUCCACAACUAUGGCAUGCAUGUGCUGGAUCCAUGGUUCAAAUUCCACCAUUGAACUCCAAAGUUAUCUACUUUCCUCAAGGCCAUGCCGAGCACUCUCUCUCCGCCGUUGAUUUCCCGUCGUCUCCUCGAAUCCCAGCCCUUGUCUUUUGCCGUGUGGCUUCCCUCAAAUUCAUGGCGGAUACUGAAACAGACGAGGUAUUCGCCAAGAUCCUCCUAAUACCGUUUGCCAACACCGAGCUCCACCUCGAAGACGAUGCCGUCUUGGGCGUCGGCUCUAACGGGUCCGAUAAUGUUGAAAAGCCUGCUUCUUUCGCUAAGACAUUGACCCAAUCCGAUGCCAACAAUGGCGGCGGUUUCUCAGUCCCGAGAUACUGCGCCGAAACCAUUUUCCCACCUUUGGAUUACACCGCCAACCCUCCGGUUCAAACUGUGAUAGCCAAGGAUGUCCAUGGCCAGACGUGGAAGUUCAGGCAUAUUUAUAGAGGGACUCCGAGGAGACAUCUCUUGACCACCGGGUGGAGCAAUUUCGUGAACCACAAAAAACUCGUCGCCGGGGACUCGAUCGUGUUUUUAAGAUCCGAAAACGGAGAACUCCGUGUCGGGAUUAGACGAGCGAAGCGACCCGAAAACGGUAACUGUGGAAGCCCUUAUGGAGGGUUUCCGGCUUUGACCCGGAAUGCGAAUUCGAGUUUUGGUGGGAAGGGAAAGCUGAGGGCGGAGGCUGUCGCCGAGUCGGUGGCGCUUGCUGGCAGUGGUCAGCCGUUUGAGGUUGUUUAUUACCCGAGAGCAAGCACGCCGGAGUUUUGUGUUAAGGAGAGUGCGGUGAAGGCGGCAAUGAGGGUUCCUUGGUGUAGUGGUAUGAGGUUCAAGAUGCCAUUCGAGACGGAGGAUUCUUCGAGGAUUAGUUGGUUCGUAGGAACUGUGUCUUCGGUUCAAGUUGCCGAUCCCAUUCGAUGGCCGAAUUCGCCAUGGCGGCUUCUUCAGGUAACAUGGGAUGAACCAGAUUUGCUGCAAAAUGUUAAACGUGUGAGCCCCUGGUUGGUUGAGUUGGUAUCGAAUGUGCCCUCCAUCCAUUUGUCGCCAUUCUCGCCACCGAGAAAGAAAUCGAGGCUUCCCCAACACCCAGAUGUUCCCUUCAACGGACAAUUUCUGAUGUCAGCAUUUUCAAGCAGUUGCAAUCCCCUUGGGACUGGCAGUCCGUUAGUUUUAUCUGAUAACGCUCCUGCAGGCAUACAGGGAGCCAGGCAUGCUCAAUUCGGAUUAUCUUUAUCCGAUCCCCAUCUUAAUAGUAAACUGCAGUCUGGACUGUUUCUGUCCAGUUUCCCAAGGCUCGAUCCGCACUCUAGAAUUUCUGAUGGCAUCACGAUGGCGAGGCACCCUAAUAGUAAAGAUAACAUCUCUUGCUUGUUAACAAUAGGGAACUCUAAUAUGAAGGAGAAAUCUGGUAAUGCCAGAAGUCACCAGUUUUUUCUUUUUGGUCAGCCUAUACUUACCGAACAGCAGCUCUCUCGUAGUUAUUCUAGUGAAGCCGUCUCACAAGUUAUUAACGUGAAGAGUUCAUCAGACGGCAAUGCCGACAAAACAAAAGAUUCUUCUGACGGUUUGCGACCGUCUCUUGAGAAUCGAUUGAUGUCUCCUGAGAAGUCAUCUACUGCUGGAUGUUUGUGGCACCAGGAUUAUAGGAGCAUGGAAACCGGCCUCGAAAUCAGCCAUUGCAAGGUAUUCAUGGAUUCGGAGGAUGUCGGACGAACUCUUGACCUCUCGGUUCUUGGCUCUUAUGAACAGCUAUACAGAAGAUUGGCUAACAUGUUUGGAAUAGAAAGAUCAGAUAUUUUGGGCCGUGUGUUGUAUCGAGAUGCGACGGGUGCUGUCAAACAAACUGGAGACGAACCAUUCUGUAAAUUUAUGAAAACAGCCAAAAGAUUAACAAUAAGGAUAAAUUCAAGCAAUGAAGCUGUUGGAAGGUCUUGGCUUCCCGGGAUUCGGACUGCUGAUAACGGGCUAGAAGGGUCGAACAAAAGAGGUCCUUUAAGCAUAUUUGCAUGAUCCAGGAUCGAUGUGGGAAAGUGAGGAUGGAUGGAUCAUUGAAGAAUUUAUAAAACAAGAUAAAGACUUGUUUAGCUCCUCUUUAGGGAUGUCUAAUGUCUUCAAGUACUUUUGUUGAAAAAGAACAUUGAUGUUUGAUGUGUUUUAAAAAUGCAUUUGUAAGGGAUUCUCUUAUUAUGCUUUCA